AAACAACAUAAAAAGUAAAAUUUUGUUCACACAAUUCAGAUUUGGCGGAGCUAGGUUAAGGUUGCUUUGUCGCUGUGUUUUAGAGGAAGAAGAAGCGAGAGCUUUCAAAGAAACCUACAAUGGCAAAGCGCGAACUUUCAAGCGUAUUGAAGAACUUGAAGUUCAUGCAAAGAGCAGCUGCAAGAGAGGAGAAACCUGAGAAAGUAGAAGAAGAGGUUAAACAUGAUGCAAGUUUUGGUUCAACCCCAACUGUUUCUAGAAAAUGUGUGGUCAUAGUGGAAGGUGAUCCUCGUCCUGGAGCAUUUAAAGGUCGAAUGUCAUUUCAAAGUUUUAAUCCAACUGUUGAUAAAUUAAAUGAGGAAGAAGUAAGACUUAAUCAGCCUGUAGCCAAAACUACCAUUUCUAGUAAUCAAAAUGCUAAUGUGUCUGUUAGAGAAAAUACCUCUUCAGCUGAAGGUACAGAUAGUGCUAACAAGAACAAAAACAGUAACGAGGUUAAUGGAAAUGGUAAAAGGAUACAGAGUGAAGGUAAUGAAGCACAAUAUCCUAACAAAUCACCCAAGAAUGAUCAGGGGAACAAACACUCAUCGACCAGCAGUAGUUUGGGCUCUUUCAAAAAACCGCCGUCUGGAGAUAAGCUAAACUGGAAUGUUCUUAGAUCAUCUAGCGUCAAGCAAAAUAGAUGAGUUUGUUGAUUAAUGUAUUUCAUAGAAAUUAAGCUAGGUUUGGUUUUGUUUCAAGCCCUGAGUUUUUAUGUUUGUAUUUGUGGUUCUAUUAGGCUGUUUUCUGUGAGAUUUGACUUCUCUAAAGUGAGUAAUGUAAUUUAAAAGGUAAAGUGUAAGGUUUGAAGCAUUGAUUUCAAAUGAGAUUUUGAAAAAUACUUAUAGAUGUAUGACAAACUAUGGAGAUGUACAAUCUCAUUCGAUAACUUUUCAAUCGAUAAUUGUAAUGUUACAUUAUCAUUUAAAAUAACAUUAUUCAUGUUAGAGAAGUCAAAUCUGUUUAUUGGUUAUAAUCACAUCCACAGGUUUGUAAGAUUUAGGGUUUACCAAAUUUAGUUACAAUACUUUUUAUAUGGCUAAAAGCCUUGUCAGUGUGUUUAUUUUAGUAUCAUUAUGUUAUAUUUAAAGAUAUUGUUUGGCUUAUUAUAAAAAAAAAAUAAAAAUAAAGAUAUUGUUUGGCUUUAUAGAAA
Molecule: messenger RNA, 1192 nt
Organism: Trifolium pratense (red clover)
Lineage: Eukaryota; Viridiplantae; Streptophyta; Magnoliopsida; Fabales; Fabaceae
Exons: 5
Coding region: 120-686 (188 amino acids)
Biological process (GO): maturation of 5.8S rRNA
Source: RefSeq, a predicted model, not a curated record